GAGGAGGAGGGAGGAGGGAGGAGAGAGGGACCCGCCCGCCAAGCCCCGGCUGCCCAGCAUGUGUGGCCGCAGGCAUCCGACGCUGCCGCUGUCCCCCGGCUGAGCCGCGCCCGGGUGUCCCGGACGCUGCGUGAGCCAGUGUGUGUGUCCGCGCCGGUGAGCGCCCCGCCGCGCCGGCCCUAGCCUCUCGCUCGCUCCCGGUUGCUGCGGUGCAUGUUCGCUUCCUGCCACUGUGUGCGGAGAGGCAGGAGGACCAUGAAAAUGAUCCACUUUCGGAGCUCCAGCAUCAAAUCGCUCAACCAGGAGAUGAAAUGCACCAUCCGGCUGCUGGACGACUCGGAGAUCUCCUGCCACAUCCAGAGGGAAACCAAAGGGCAGUUUGUUAUCGACCACAUCUGCAACUACUACAGCUUGCUGGAGAAGGACUACUUUGGCAUUCGCUAUGUGGAUCCAGAGAAGCAGCGGCACUGGCUUGAACCUAACAAGUCUAUCUUCAAGCAAAUGAAAUCUCAUCCACCAUACACCAUGUGCUUUAGAGUGAAAUUCUACCCACAUGAACCCUUGAAGAUUAAAGAAGAGCUCACAAGGUACCUUUUGUAUCUGCAAAUUAAAAGAGAUAUUUUUCAUGGUCGACUGCUGUGCUCCUUUUCUGAUGCUGCCUACCUGGGUGCCUGUAUUGUUCAAGCUGAGCUUGGUGAUUAUGAUCCUGAUGAGCAUCCUGAGAAUUACAUCAGUGAGUUUGAGAUCUUCCCCAAGCAGUCACAGAAGCUCGAAAGAAAAAUCAUGGAAAUUCAUAAAAACGAACUCAGAGGCCAGAGCCCACCAGUGUCUGAAUUUAACUUACUCCUGAAAGCUCACACUUUGGAAACCUAUGGGGUGGAUCCACAUCCAUGCAAGGAUUCAACAGGCACAACGACGUUUUUAGGAUUCACUGCUGCAGGCUUUGUGGUAUUCCAGGGAAAUAAGAGAAUCCACUUGAUAAAAUGGCCAGAUGUCUGCAAAUUGAAGUUUGAAGGGAAGACAUUUUAUGUAAUUGGCACCCAGAAGGAGAAAAAAGCCAUGUUGGCAUUCCAUACUUCAACACCAGCUGCCUGCAAACAUCUUUGGAAGUGCGGGGUGGAGAACCAGGCCUUUUAUAAGUAUGCGAAAUCCAGUCAGAUCAAGACAGUGUCAAGCAGCAAGAUAUUUUUUAAAGGAAGUAGAUUUCGAUAUAGUGGUAAAGUUGCCAAAGAGGUGGUAGAGGCGAGCUCCAAAAUCCAGAGGGAGCCUCCAGAGGUACACAGAGUCAGCAUUACUCAGAGUCGCAGUUCCCACUCCUUGAACAAACAGCUCAUCAUUAACAUGGAGCCCCUGCAGCCCCUUCUUCCUUCUCCCAUUGAGCAAGAAGAGGAACUUCCCCUGGGUGAAGGUGUUCCAUUGCCUAAAGAGGACAUUUCUGCUCCCCUGAUCUCCAGCUCGCCAGUAAAGGAAGCUCGAGAGUAUGAAGAUCCCCCAAGUGAAGAAGAAGAUAAAAUAAAAGAAGAGCCCUUGACCAUCUCUGAACUAGCAUACAACCCAAGUGCCAGCCUGCUCCCCACCCCUGUUGAUGAUGAUGAGAUUGACAUGCUUUUUGACUGUCCAUCUAGGCUUGAGUUGGAAAGAGAAGAUACAGAUUCAUUUGAGGAACUGGAAGCAGAUGAAAAUGCCUUUUUGGUUGCUGAAGAAGAGGAGCUGAAGGAGGCUCGUCGAGCUUUGUCAUGGAGUUAUGACAUUCUGACCGGCCAUAUUCGGGUGAACCCACUGGUCAAGAGUUUUUCCAGGCUUCUUGUGGUGGGCCUGGGACUGCUGCUCUUUGUAUUUCCCCUGCUCCUCCUCCUUUUGGAGUCAGGUAUUGAUCUCUCCUUCUUAUGUGAAAUCCGCCAGACACCAGAGUUUGAGCAGUUUCACUAUGAGUACUACUGUCCCCUCAAAGAGUGGGUGGCUGGGAAGGUCAACCUCAUUCUCUACAUGCUGGGUUGCUCAUGAGGUUAAUAUCUUAUAAAACUAAGGGCUAUAUUCAAUACUAGUGAUUUUUUUUCAGUAGAUGACUGGUUCUGAAUGGACAUGGGGUUGCCAACAGAUGUUCCUUUCUCAUAAUUGAUCAUUCAAACCCUCCAUUAGCUUUUCAUAAUUAAAUGCACUUAAAUCAAAGAUAGAUAUUUUACUUACGGGUCAGGAAGAUGACCUUUACAUAACCAAAAUAUGUUUAUUUUAAGUGUAGACAACUAUUAUAAUGCAUAAUACAUUGGACUGAAUAGAUUUCCCUGUUUUUAAUAGUUGGUACCAUCACAAGCUAUAAGGUUCAGAAUCAGAAUUUUAGUAAAAACCUAAGGGAAAGUUUUUGAAUAUAAUCCUUAGUGAAAAAUGAUGUCCUCUAACCAAUGCCUAUACAACUAAAUUUAUGCUGGGCUUUCUGUUUUGUUUUUUUAAAACUAUUUUUAUGUGUUCAAACUAUUUUGGUAAAUUUUUAGCAAAAAAAAAAAAAA
Marmota flaviventris (yellow-bellied marmot) is the source of this 2504-nucleotide messenger RNA. RefSeq names its product FERM domain containing 3 (gene Frmd3). Gene Ontology annotation, cellular component: cytoskeleton. Gene Ontology annotation, molecular function: cytoskeletal protein binding. NCBI's taxonomy places the organism in Eukaryota, Metazoa, Chordata, Mammalia, Rodentia, Sciuridae. Gene Ontology annotation, biological process: actomyosin structure organization. The record is from RefSeq and is a predicted model, not a curated record.